GUUGCCAUCAAGGAGGGUUUCCUGCUGAAACAAACAUGGUCUUUUCAGCGUUGGCGUCGACGUUUUUUUCGCCUGAAACGUAAUAAACUUUAUUAUGCCAAGGAUCCCAAGAGUGAUGUAUUCGAUGAAAUCGACUUAUCCGAUUUAUGUACAGCCGAAUGCAGUAUUAAAAACGUAAAUCAUAGUUUUCAGGUUAUUACCCCCACUCGUUCAUUAGUAUUGUGUGCUGAAUCCAGACGCGAAAUGGAGGAUUGGUUAGGCUCACUGAAAUCGGCUUCCAUACCACCUCGCUCACGUGGCGACAGCUUUUUCAUUGAACAGCACGACAUCUUUGCCAAUCACCAUCACUGGUAUGCCACGUCACACGCACGACCCACUUACUGCAAUGUCUGCCGUGAUGCUUUGUCUGGAGUCACGUCGCACGGGCUGUCGUGUGAGGUCUGCAAAUGUAAGGUGCACAAGCGUUGUGCCGCCAAAGCCAUUGCCAACUGCAAAUGGACCACCCUGGCCACGGUGGGUAAGGAUAUUAUAGAAGACCAAAAUGGCAGCAUUGUUAUGCCACAUCAAUGGAUGGAGGGCAACUUGCCGGUAUCGGCCACCUGUGCCGUUUGCAAGAAAACCUGUGGUUCAGUGUUGCGGCUGCAGGAUUGGCGUUGCUUGUGGUGUAGAACUACGGUGCAUGUAGCAUGCCGACCACAUGUUGCCAUUGCGUGCCCUUUGGGUCCGGCCAAAUUAUCGGUGGUACCUCCAACAUGUGUACAUUCCAUUGGUAACGACGAUUCAUGGGAUGUUGCCAGUCCCAAGGGAAACUUUUCCCCACUGUUGGUAUUUGUUAACUCGAAGUCGGGAGAUAAUCAAGGAGUGAAAUUUUUGAGAAGAUUUAAACAGCUUUUAAAUCCAGCUCAAGUAUUCGAUUUAAUAUCAACAGGACCAGGACUGGGAUUAAGGCUGUUCCGACAUUUUGAAAUGUUUCGUAUAUUGGUGUGCUCGGGAGAUGGAUCGGUUGGAUGGGUACUAAGUGAAAUCGAUCGUUUCAAUAUGCAUAAACAAUGUCAAGUUGCUGUAUUGCCACUUGGCACGGGCAAUGAUUUAGCUCGUGUCCUAGGCUGGGGUUCAUCGUGUGAUGACGAUGCCCAUUUGCCCCAGAUAUUGGAACGGUAUGAAACCGCCAGUACCAAAAUGUUGGAUCGUUGGAGUAUUAUGGUCUUUGAAAAGGCCAUUUCCGUUCAACCGAAAAUGCCUAAGAUGUCUUUGUCCUCCGAACAGGAAGCCCUGCUGACGGGCAUGAUUACAUCGGCAAAUGAAAAUCUUCGUUCUAUUGUGGAGACAGAUGAUUUGCCCACAUUGAUGUCGGCUACGAAAACUCUCUGUGAAACGAUUGAUGACCUCUUGGAACGUAUGUGUGAAAAUCACAAGGAAGAUGAUCAGCUGACCGUGAAAUGUGACAUACUGAGGCAGAAGGUUAAUAUGCUGUUGGAUGCCUUAAAGGAGGAGGAAAAUGGCUCACACAAUGGCGAUGAAUUCUUAUCGACAAUUAAUAAUAUUAUAGCCAAAUCAGCACCCAACUCACCCAUACUAUCAACAUCUUCGUCUAAUUUAUUAAAUCCUAACAUAUCAAUUGAAAAGAAUGAAAAGGAUCAAUUAAAUUUAAAGGAACGACGCAACAGUCGAUCCCUACGCGGCACAGAACGUGAGGCAUUACAAAGUCGUGCCAACAGCGUUAAACGAGCCAUGUACAAUGUAGUCGAACACUCAGAACCGGGACGACCAAAGCGUUAUCAGCGCCGUUUAUCGGUGACACCUUUCGAAGCUUUGAAAAUACCAACCACCACCUCCAGUGAUUCAACACCCUGCACUUCACCCUUACCCAUUAUACCACCCAUCAAUGUAAUAUCACCCACCAUGGAAUCGUCACGUCUCACUUGCAUAUCACCAUUACCGGAUACUAGGCGUGAGUCCAUGGAUGAGCAUUUCUUCAACACGAUUAGUUUGCCAGUGCCACGGCAAUUCGCCGACAGUCGUCGCAGUUCUGGUGUACCAGAAGUCAUAGAGGAACAAGAAGAGAAUACCAAUGGAGAGAUAACGUAUCGUAGGACCCGACUUUCUUUGAGUGGAGGCGCCAAUAUUGACGAUGCUGGUAAUCGUCUGUCGCCUGGCAGCGAAGGUGCUUCUACUCCCGGCGAGAGAAAUUUCCUAACGGUGCCAAUUUUAACCAGCGAACAUAUGGUAGACCCCCUGUCCGAAUUUCGACCAAUUGAGGUAUUCGAACGAAACUAUUAUAUGAGCAAACAGCUGCACCAGGAUAAGGAAACUGAGCGGCCAAGUGAUAAGGUAGCCGGCGAGGCCCUGGUGCACACAUGCGAUCUCCAGGUACCCAGCAUUGUAGUAACGCAAAAAGAUCCUUGUAAUGUCUAUACAAGCGAUAACAUAACAAUAAUCGAUACAGAUGGGAAUACCGAGCAAUCAUCGGAAGAGGAAUUCCAAGGUGAACCCAGUGACGUUUUAUCGGCAAUUAGCAACGAGGAGUGCAGUGUGGCCUCGGAGAUAUUCGAUGGAAAAGAGCCACAAAUACCAGGUUAUCAAUUGGGAGAUAUUUUACAGAAUCUCGAUUCGAAUGAGUUUACCCACAUCGAUUCACCCGAAACAAGUGAUGAAACCGAGAACAUUCCUGGUGAAAGUCUUAUGGAUGAUAUCAGUUCGGUAUUGGGCCACGACAUAACCUAUGCCCUGCAGGAUAACACCAUAACGGAUGACACCACCUUAAUGUGCUCGGAGAGGUCGAUGAUACCACCACCAAAACCGGCAAGAGCCAAACAGGUUGCCAACAGCAAUAAAGUUAAUCCUUCACCACCCCGAAUACCGAGUCUAGCACGCAUGGAUAGCGAUGACAAUCCCCAACAAUUCGGCUUUGAGAAUAUUGUUUUUGAAAUUGACAAUCGUUGUGACGAUCAAAAGAUCCGAGAACCGCCACGUUACUGCUCUCUGGCACAAUUUGUUGAAGGCAGUGACAUUGCAAGGCAAAGUUUUAAGCGACCUAAAAAACGUUCUUCCCUUAAACAAACCAAUAAAAACAACACUUCGAAACUUGUAUCCCAACAGCAGUUAUCCUUAGAUGAAGCCAACAUCGUGUCAACGGCUGCGGCUAACAACGGUGUCAAUACCCUGACUACGACCAGCGGCCAUCAGCAGUCCGAAGAUGAUUUGUCUACGGCCACGGCCAUAAGAAUUGAAGUGAGCGACACGACCACCGUCACCAGUACCUCCUGUCUGAAGACUUCCCCCAAGAAAUCCAUACCAGGACAAGAUGUAAAGCGCAUAACUUUUGAUGACUCCUGUAAAAAAGAAUCAUUUGAUGAUGUUACUCCUCAUCACCCACAGAUAAGUGUUGUUGUCCGGCCACCCACCCCCCUGAGAGGCGAUGCCAUACGGCCCCUGAAUCCGGAUGCGUGUAGCAGUUUGUUGGCCCUACGUCUGCCCUCUGAAAUACGAAGGCAUUCGAGCCAUGCUACAUCGUUGACGGUGCGUGAAUUUGACAAGGACAAGGAUCGACGUCAUUCUGGCUUCAAUCCCAACUAUUUGAGCUUGGAUCCGGAACACAACCGUUUUCUCAACUCCUCGCCAGCCGCCAGUCGUAGGAUAAGCUGUGGCAGUCUAUUCAAGCCCAAUGAAGCCUUGCCGAAUCUGCAGAAUCUUAAGGGUUCCAAGACAAGCUUAUUUACCGGGUCCAGCAUAUUUGGAUUUGAUCACUUUGGCACUACACCCGAGAAAGAGGAGAAAGACAAAAAAGAAAAGGACAAGACGACCCCAGUGGAAGAAAAUCGCAAACUGCCGAUUAUUAAUCCGAUUGUGAAGCUACCGAAUUGGCCAAAUCUCACUGGAGGAGGUUCUGGAUUUAUUUCGAAAUGUCUUUUGGCCAAUGCUGAUACUUUGUGUGCAGCAGUCAGUCCUCUAAUGGAUCCAGAUGAGACUCUGUUGGCUGGCUAUCAUGAAAAAUGUGUCAUGAACAACUACUUUGGUAUCGGCAUUGAUGCUAAAAUCUCUCUGGACUUCCACAAUAAGAGGGAAGAGCACCCGGAAAAAUGUCGUUCCAGGGCCAAAAAUUACAUGUGGUAUGGUGUGUUGGGUUCCAAGCAGUUAUUGCAGAAAACUUGUAAGAAUCUAGAACAACGUGUACAAUUGGAAUGCGACGGUCAAAGGAUACCGCUGCCCUCUCUGCAGGGUAUUGUCAUUUUGAAUAUACCAAGCUUUAUGGGUGGUACCAAUUUCUGGGGCAACUCGAAAAAAGAUGAUAUCUUCUUGGCUCCCAGUUUUGAUGAUCGCAUCCUGGAAGUUGUUGCCGUCUUUGGUUCCGUUCAAAUGGCGGCUUCACGUCUUAUCAACCUACAACAUCACCGCAUUGCCCAGUGUCAAAGUGUACAAAUCAAUAUUUUGGGUGACGAGGAAAUACCCAUUCAAGUCGAUGGUGAAGCUUGGUUGCAACCUCCCGGCAUGAUACGAAUUUUGCACAAAAAUCGCGUGCAAAUGCUAUGCCGCAAUCGGAACUUGGAAGCCUCGCUUAAAACAUGGCAAGAAAAACAACGACAACAUAGCAUUUCCAUACAACGGGAUCAUUCAUCUACGGCCUCGGAACAUGCCACCUCCACGGAUGAAGUCAUUUCGGAACGUGAAUGCUAUGUACUGCUUAACUUUAUUGAGGCUGUCAGUUCGCUUAUCAAAUGGGUGAAAUUCUUGAUAAUAUCUCAUCCCACAUUGAGGCAUGAUUUAUAUUCGGUGGCCUGUCGUGCUCAAGAUGCAUUAGAAAGUAUACAUCCUCAAGGCAAGUUGUUGGAGGGUCCAUCAUUGCGCACCAAACUGGUUGAGGUGAUUGAUUCGUCGCGCCAGCUUUACGAUGAUGCUUGUAAUUUACUGCGAGAUCGUGGCCAUAGUUUGAUUUUGAGGGAGGAUCUUGAAAGUAAGCUGAGUGCUGCAUUGGCCAAUAUGGAAAUGGAAUUGAAGAAGUGUUCGGUGCAAAAAUGUGUAGAUGGCAAGUUAAGAGCCUAUUUCAAUGUGCUGGCGCCCAAUGAGGAGGGCGAUGGACGUCGUAAAUCACGAGCCUUUUGGACCCGUCUUCGUUCUGGCUCCACAGCCGGUCAAAACCAGUUCAAGGCACCUUUGACAAAUACUCGUGAAGCUGUCAGCAAUUGGAGUGUCAAUGAGGUGGUUACAUGGUUGGAGACCAUGCAACUAUCCGAAUACGUUGACAGUUUCCUACGCAACGACAUACGUGGCAAAGAAUUGCUCACACUUGGCCGUAGAGAUCUUAAAGAUUUGGGCGUCAUUAAAGUGGGUCAUGUUAAACGUAUAUUGCAGGCCAUCAAGGAUAUGAACGAGAAUUAA
Musca vetustissima is the source of this 5376-nucleotide messenger RNA. Its product is annotated as diacylglycerol kinase eta. Lineage: Eukaryota; Metazoa; Arthropoda; Insecta; Diptera; Muscidae. The coding region runs from base 244 to 5376 and encodes 1710 amino acids. Gene Ontology annotation, molecular function: ATP-dependent diacylglycerol kinase activity; protein binding. Gene Ontology annotation, biological process: lipid phosphorylation; diacylglycerol metabolic process; intracellular signal transduction. The record is from RefSeq and is a predicted model, not a curated record. The transcript is spliced from 12 exons.